CGCCCGCGACCCAGCGCCCAGGCUAGACGCCCCGUGAGGAGCCGCGCGAAGGUCACCCCGCGCCCGCCCGCCAGCCAGCCAGCAGCCAGCAGCUAGCCGCCUGCCCCGCCGCGCCCCCGUCGGUCUGUCCGCCGCUGCGACCGAGCUCCCAACGCAUCCCGCCGCAACCCCGUCCACGCGAGCGCCAUGAAUCAGAUAGAGCCCGGCGUGCAGUACAACUACGUCUAUGACGAAGAUGAGUACAUGAUCCAGGAGGAGGAGUGGGACCGAGACCUGCUCCUGGACCCGGCCUGGGAGAAGCAGCAGAGGAAGACUUUCACUGCCUGGUGUAAUUCCCAUCUCAGGAAAGCUGGCACCCAAAUUGAGAACAUCGAGGAAGACUUCAGGAAUGGCCUUAAACUCAUGCUGCUCUUGGAAGUCAUCUCAGGGGAAAGGCUGCCCAAACCUGACCGAGGGAAAAUGCGGUUCCACAAAAUUGCUAAUGUCAACAAAGCUCUGGAUUACAUAGCCAGCAAAGGGGUGAAACUGGUGUCCAUUGGGGCAGAAGAAAUUGUUGAUGGCAACGUGAAAAUGACCCUGGGUAUGAUCUGGACCAUCAUCCUUCGCUUUGCCAUUCAGGAUAUUUCAGUUGAAGAAACGUCUGCCAAGGAGGGUCUGCUACUUUGGUGUCAGAGGAAAACGGCUCCUUACAGAAAUGUGAACAUUCAGAACUUCCACACCAGCUGGAAAGACGGCCUUGGACUCUGUGCCCUCAUCCACAGACACCGGCCCGACCUCAUUGACUACUCAAAGCUUAACAAGGAUGACCCCAUAGGAAAUAUUAACCUGGCCAUGGAAAUUGCAGAGAAGCACCUGGAUAUUCCUAAAAUGUUGGAUGCUGAAGACAUUGUGAAUACUCCCAAACCCGAUGAAAGAGCCAUCAUGACUUACGUUUCCUGCUUCUACCAUGCUUUUGCGGGAGCAGAGCAGGCCGAGACAGCGGCUAACAGGAUAUGUAAGGUUCUUGCUGUGAAUCAAGAGAAUGAGAGGCUGAUGGAAGAAUAUGAGAGGCUAGCAAGUGAGCUUUUGGAAUGGAUUCGUCGUACGAUCCCCUGGCUUGAGAACCGGACUCCUGAGAAGACCAUGAAAGCCAUGCAGAAAAAGCUGGAGGACUUCCGAGAUUACCGUCGGAAGCACAAGCCGCCCAAGGUGCAGGAGAAAUGCCAGCUGGAGAUCAACUUCAACACGCUGCAGACCAAGCUGCGGAUCAGCAACCGGCCGGCCUUCAUGCCCUCCGAGGGCAAGAUGGUGUCGGAUAUUGCUGGUGCCUGGCAGAGGCUGGAGCAGGCAGAGAAGGGUUAUGAGGAAUGGUUGCUCAAUGAGAUACGGAGACUAGAGCGCUUGGAACACCUGGCUGAGAAGUUUAGGCAGAAGGCCUCAACGCAUGAAACUUGGGCUUAUGGCAAAGAGCAGAUCUUGCUGCAGAAGGAUUACGAGUCGGCAUCCCUGACGGAGGUGCGGGCCCUGCUGCGGAAGCACGAGGCCUUUGAGAGCGACCUGGCCGCGCACCAGGACCGUGUGGAGCAGAUCGCAGCCAUCGCACAGGAGCUGAAUGAACUGGACUAUCAUGAUGCUGUGAAUGUCAACGAUCGAUGCCAAAAAAUUUGUGACCAGUGGGACAGGUUGGGAACGCUCACCCAGAAGAGGAGAGAGGCCUUGGAGAGAACCGAGAAAUUGCUAGAAACCAUUGAUCAGCUUCACCUGGAGUUUGCCAAGAGAGCUGCUCCUUUCAACAACUGGAUGGAAGGUGCUAUGGAGGAUCUGCAAGAUAUGUUCAUUGUCCAUAGCAUUGAGGAAAUCCAGAGUUUGAUCACAGCUCAUGAGCAGUUCAAGGCCACGCUCCCUGAGGCAGACGGGGAACGGCAGUCCAUCAUGGCCAUCCAGAACGAGGUGGAGAAAGUGAUUCAGAGCUACAACAUCAGGAUCAGCUCGAGCAACCCUUACAGCACCGUCACCAUGGACGAGCUCCGGGCCAAGUGGGACAAGGUGAAGCAGCUGGUGCCCAUCCGGGAUCAGUCCCUGCAGGAAGAGCUGGCUCGCCAGCACGCUAAUGAGCGCCUGCGGCGCCAGUUUGCUGCACAAGCCAACGCCAUUGGGCCUUGGAUCCAGAACAAGAUGGAGGAGAUCGCCCGGAGCUCCAUCCAGAUCACAGGAGCCCUGGAAGACCAGAUGAAUCAGCUGAAGCAGUAUGAGCACAACAUCAUCAACUACAAGAACAACAUCGACAAGCUGGAGGGAGACCAUCAGCUCAUCCAGGAGGCGCUGGUCUUUGACAACAAGCACACGAAUUACACCAUGGAGCACAUCCGUGUUGGGUGGGAGCUGCUGCUGACCACCAUCGCCAGAACCAUCAACGAGGUGGAGACCCAGAUCUUGACGAGAGACGCGAAGGGCAUCACUCAGGAACAGAUGAAUGAGUUCAGAGCCUCCUUCAACCACUUUGACAGGAGGAAGAAUGGCCUGAUGGAUCAUGAGGACUUCAGAGCCUGCCUGAUUUCCAUGGGUUAUGACUUGGGCGAAGCUGAAUUUGCCCGCAUUAUGACCCUGGUUGAUCCCAAUGGGCAAGGCACUGUCACCUUCCAGUCCUUCAUUGACUUCAUGACCCGAGAGACAGCCGACACCGACACUGCGGAGCAAGUCAUUGCCUCCUUCCGAAUCCUGGCUUCUGACAAGCCAUACAUCCUGGCGGAGGAGCUGCGUCGAGAGCUGCCCCCAGAUCAGGCCCAGUACUGCAUCAAGAGGAUGCCUGCCUACUCGGGCCCAGGCAGCGUGCCCGGCGCCCUGGAUUACACCGCCUUCUCCUCCGCGCUCUAUGGGGAGAGUGAUCUGUGAUGGCUGAGUUUCUGUAAUCAUUGAUCCCAGCAGAAUGCAAUAAAAGCUGAAGUCACAGUUUGUUUCCUGGAAACGUUGACAAGCUUUAUUAAGAGAGAGAAUUUUACAGCAACUCAGUAAUUGCUAGCAAUGUAACAUGGCUGAAAUGAAAUUUCUACAGCAUAUGAUAUAGUGCGCUACAUAAGUGGGAUUCUUUAUUUCUGGGCUUUUAGCUAAAUGUAAUGAGCCAUCAGUUGGUUUGUUUCUUUGAACAAAGCAGAUCACUUGAGUAGUUUAGAAUUAGAAGCGCUCAGGAUAGGAGGAAAGUGAAAAAAGAAAAAUCCAAACUACCUAAGAUUCAAGACCGGGGGCAACUCACAAAUUGGUAAAUUAUAUUUUUAAAAUAUAUACUUCAUGUCUAAUAUGCUUAUCGCCAGGGGACUGCAUUUGGGAUUCUUGUGUUUCAUUUCUUGCUUUUCCAAAGAUGAGCUCAAUUUCUGGAUCAAAGGCGCUGUCACCUCUUUGGUCAAAUGCAAUAUUAUGAGAUGGGACUGCCAAGAAUAGAAACAGACUACUCAAAAGAUCUUUAGUACUUAAAAUAUUUUAAAUAGAGUUUAUGGUGAGCUCUUCAUUAGUUAGGACUAGAUAGUCCAGUUAGUGGGUUUUGUUUUGAUGCCUUACUCAUCCUCCAGAGUAUAACGAGAGGCAGUGUGGAAGUCAGUUUAAAUUGCCAGAGAGGAAGAUAGAGUCACUAGGCAAAAUGAGAUUUUAAGGGUUAUCUACUGAUUCCAGAUUCCUGUGCUUUUUCUAGAGCAUGUUAGUAGAGCCUCUCAAGAGAUGGCCAGUUUAAGUGCUCUGUUUUUAAACAAACAGCCUUCUAUAGUAGUUGUUUAUAGGAAGAGACAACUGGUACCCCAGUAGCUCUCCCGGAAGGACUCUUUUAUGCCUUUAGUCUUAGGACCUGUUUAGAAGAAGCCCGAGUUAGGAGGAAAGGGCUGAUUCUCAACCACAGUAGAGGUAAGUUCUCUCACUGCAGAAACCUUCCGCAGCUUCUGGGUUUAACCCUGUUGUGCGGUAGGAGUUACAGAGUGGCCAUGGCUGGGAUUGGGUGGCGUAUCCUGUCAAGCCCAGAGUCUGGCUCUGGGUGUGGGAAAAGCUCUGCUGUGUGACAGAGGCCACGUGUGCUCCUGUCAUCACAUCUUGAUCUGUUGAGUGUUCGUUUUUCUUGCUUGUGUUACUGUGUGCUGUAAUUCCCUGCUCUGUUUUUCCAUCUUGUUGACAACUUGUAGAGAAUAAAGCAGGAAUUCUUUUUA
Messenger RNA from Lepus europaeus (European hare), 4163 nucleotides. It is a transcript of the gene ACTN2, whose product is annotated as actinin alpha 2. Gene Ontology annotation, biological process: muscle cell development; actin cytoskeleton organization. Gene Ontology annotation, molecular function: actin filament binding; calcium ion binding. The coding region runs from base 187 to 2871 and encodes 894 amino acids. The record is from RefSeq and is a predicted model, not a curated record. The transcript has 21 exons. Lineage: Eukaryota; Metazoa; Chordata; Mammalia; Lagomorpha; Leporidae. Gene Ontology annotation, cellular component: cortical actin cytoskeleton; cell projection; plasma membrane.